AUGAGUGCAAAGCUGUGGACAGAGGAGCAGUUUAACUGCCCCGUGUGUCUGGAUCUGCCAAAUGAUCCUGUCACCAUCCCUUGCGGUCACAGCUACUGCAUGGCCUGCAUUAAGGACUACUGGACUAAAGAUGACCCCAAAGGGAUCUACAGCUGCCCUCAGUGCCGUCAGACCUUCUGCCCCAAGCCCUCCCUGUCCAGGAACACCAUGCUGGCAGAGGCUGUGGAGCAGCUCCGCAAAGGAGCCCUCAAAUCUGAAGUGCGUGAAUCCAUGCGACUCGCCAAAGAGAAGCUUUCCUCCUCGGUCGUACCAUGUGACAUGUGCAAAAAUGAAAAACGAGCUGCAGUCAAGAGCUGCCUGGUGUGUAUGAGCUCCUACUGCGAGGCCCAUCUGAAGCCUCACCAGACAAAGAAAUCCCUAAAGCAGCACGAGCUCAUCCCACCGACAGGCAACCUGGCCGAAAAGAUCUGCACCCAGCACAAAUACCUGCAGGAGUUCUUCUGCCGACAGUGCAAGAUGUUCAUCUGCUGGCUGUGCACCAGCAACCAGCACAAAGGCCACGAGAGCGUGUCCACCAAGGUCGAAAGGCUGGAGAAGCAGAAAUUGCUGUCGGACCUGCAGUCAGCGACCCAACAGAAGCUGAGAGAGAGAGAGCAGGAGCUGAAAGACAUGAAGAAGAUGAUGGAGCAGAUGAAGCGUUCUGCUGAUGUGGUGCACAAUGAAGCGGAGCAGGUGCUGUCGGAGCUGCUGCGCUCCAUGGAACGUCUUCAGGAGCUGCUGGAGGAGGUGAUGGAUCAGGCCAACCAGGAGAAGAUGGGCCAUGCACAAGAAGUUACAGAUAGUCUGGAGGCUGAGAUCAAGGAGCUGAAGAAAAGAGACACUGAGAUGAAGGACCUGGCAAGCUGCGAAGACAACAUCUACUACCUGCAGACGUACGAGUCUAUGUGCAGUCCUCUUGAGUCUGGGGAUCUGCCAGCUGUGAAAGUCAAUCACGAGGCUUCCUUUGAGCCUGUACGAGAUGCCAUCCUGGGUCUCAGGGAGCGAGUGGAAGAUCUAUGCAACCAGGAGCUGGGCAAGAUCACUAAACAAGUGAAUGACACAACACUGUUCGCUCUGGGAGACUCCAACCGAAGCGGACAGAAAGGAGGGAUUUUAAAAUUGUUUUCUGGUCUCAGUGCCCGCAACACAAGCGCCCGUCCACAGGCUUCUACACCCACGAUCUCAAUUGGAGGGCGAAGUACAGACAAACGAGGACUUGGUAUAGGACUCAGGACUCAAGAUGUGAGGAGCAGAGACACAGCACGAGACAGAGCUAACACAAGCUCACCCAGACUGCGGGACAAACAGAGGAGAGAAGACAGAGAUGCAUUGAGGGAGCCUAACCCCAGAGCCAGCACCAGAUCCAACAUCAGCAUCGGGUCCAGCAUCAGCCACAGACUGAGCCCCAGAGCUAGCCCCACCCCCAGCCGCAGAGAAUCUCAGUCACUCUGGAGUAGGUCUAGCCAGAGCCAGGCCACAACUCCUACUCCAGUCCCAGCCAGCCUGACUCCUGCUCCUACGCCUGCUCCUGCUCCAGCACGGGCAUCUACUGGACAUUUUAGUCGAAUGGCGUCGAUCAGCAGCAUCUUCCGCUCCAAUCGCCGUGGCACCAGCCAGGCUACUCCAGCCGCACAGGCCAGCAACACACCGGCCGCAGGAGGAAAUCCAUGGGGCAUGGCUGAGCUGUCUGAAACUCCCACAGAAAUUAACCCCGGUCUCUUUUUGGAUACGCCCACUCCGGACUCCAUGAAUCACGCUCCGGCUUUCCCCGCCUUGAGAGAAAUCAGCCUUGACAGUAUUCAGGCCCCGGAGCCGAGGACUAGAGAGGAGUUCCUGCAGUACUCAGUGAGCUUGACCCUCGACUCCAACACGGCCCACAGGCAGCUGACGCUCUCUGAGAACAACACUAAAGCCGCCCUGCAGGGGACAGCCCAGCUUUACCCCGACAGCCCCCGGCGUUUUGAUGGCUGGACCCAGGUGAUGUGUGACAGCCCGCUGUAUGCCCAACGCUGCUACUGGGAGGUGGAGUGGAGAGGCCGGGGCUCCUCAACCGGCAUAGCUUACGGGGCGAUGGCCAGGAAGGGCUCGGACGCCAGGUCAGGCCUCGGAUACAAUGCCCAGUCCUGGACCCUGGAGCUGUCGGACACCUGCUGCACAGCCAUGCAUGACAAUCAGAAAAAGGACAUUCCGGUCGUGUACUGCCCCCGUGUGGGCAUUUACCUGGACCUGUCCGCGGGAACGCUGUCGUUCUACAGCGUCGCAGAGAGCAUGACCCACCUCCACACCUUCCGAGCCAACUUUACCCAGCCGCUUUAUGCCACCUUCUGGGUGGGGAGCGGAAUCGGGGUUGGGCUAGACUUCAGUUCAAGUUCUGAGAGCAUCAAGAUCUGCCCCCUGUGAAGACCAGAGAGUUGGUCAUUCACUGACUGACUUCAGAGCUGAACACAGGAAAAACACAAGUGUUCGUGCUAAUUGUUAGAAUGACACAAUGACUGAAAUUAUUUGCCAAGUCAUCUAUAAAUAUAUGUAUGUGUGUAUAUGUGUACAUAGCUUAAAUGCACUUAGUUAGCUUCUACUAUUCACAAAAAACAGGAGAU
Neolamprologus brichardi is the source of this 2636-nucleotide messenger RNA. It is a transcript of the gene trim25l, whose product is annotated as tripartite motif containing 25, like. The record is from RefSeq and is a predicted model, not a curated record. Gene Ontology annotation, molecular function: zinc ion binding; protein binding. Lineage: Eukaryota; Metazoa; Chordata; Actinopteri; Cichliformes; Cichlidae.